Messenger RNA from Drosophila navojoa, 606 nucleotides. RefSeq names its product neurobeachin. Gene Ontology annotation, molecular function: protein kinase binding. Gene Ontology annotation, cellular component: membrane; cytosol. NCBI's taxonomy places the organism in Eukaryota, Metazoa, Arthropoda, Insecta, Diptera, Drosophilidae. Gene Ontology annotation, biological process: intracellular protein localization. The record is from RefSeq and is a predicted model, not a curated record.
AUCAGCAAAGCAACAGUAAAAAAGAAAGAAAACAACAAUCAACAAUCGAUAAUCGAUAACAGUUAAUCGCAAAUUGUGAACGGCUAAUCGAUAACCCAUCGAUAGCAAUCAGCAUAGACAGACAGACCCACACACACACACACACACACACGCACACACAGAGACUAGAGAUGGACUCGCUGGAGCGUCUAAUGCGAGCCGCCCCACUGCCCCGCAUGCUGACCAGCGGUGUGGUGGCAACGGCCGCCGCUGCCGCUGCCAGCGCCGCUGCUGGCGUCAAGGGCGUCGUCGGCAUCGCCGGCCAGCAGCAGCAGCAGCAGCAGCGCGCCCUGGUCCACGCCUCGCUGGCCGCAGCCACAGUGGGACGCAAGGGACGCCAUCUGACCGGGACAUUUUGCUUGACCGGCGACACCAUGGAGGGCAUCAUACAGUGUUUGGUAUUUCUCAAAGCGUUCUCGCUCGUCGGCGGCGAAUUCGAUAUGGAAUUGAAUUUUGUGAUACAGGAUGCGCAGAAUAUAAAGCAUAUGCUGGAGCUGCUGGAUCAUUGUCCGCCCAAUUUGCAGGUGAGUUGCGAUAACGAAAGGAAAAAAGAAAACGAGUGUGUGU